Molecule: messenger RNA, 853 nt
Organism: Bemisia tabaci
Lineage: Eukaryota; Metazoa; Arthropoda; Insecta; Hemiptera; Aleyrodidae
Source: RefSeq, a predicted model, not a curated record
GGACGCUUACCGCGCGUCAGAUCGUACUUGAUAAGCUCAAACUAUACUCUCAUUUUAACUGAAGUGUCGAUUUCUUCUGAUAUUUUAUACGUGUAUGAUAGUAUGAUUUCAUCGGUGUGCUCUACUGCGUUUUCUCUUUUAUCAAUUGUAGCAUUAGCAACGUUAGCACCAACGAGUCAAAGUUAUGAUGAAUUACUCGAUGCAUUCAUAAAUGUGGAAACCAAUCGGAAGGCCGCUAUAAAGGGGGCAGUAGAGGUAGCAUCGGACCGAAAAAACAACGAGACUCUUGAUCUCUUACAUGGUGUCGUAGCAGAGGCGGACUUGGUGCUCGAGAACAUACGGCGCUAUUUCGACGCUGGUAAGGUCAUGUUCGACUUGAAUAAAGGAAAACUAAAUCUCGCAGAAGCAGAUGUCAUUUCGAAAACUCGGCUCAUGCAAGAGAAGAGUUAUUUGAAGGAUCAACUGCAUCAGCUGGCCGCAACCCUUAAAACUUUAAAGGCUCAAAUGAAAGAUCUGCCAAGAGACUUGAUGAACAUUCUGCAGCCAGUGAUUCGCAGCAUCGAACAGAGUAAAGAUGCAUUCGUUCCACUCACGCGGCAAUUUCGAGUAUGCCUGGAUGAAAUCAAACCGACCCUAAUUGUACCGGGACACAAGACGACUUCCUAAAUAUGUAUCGAUAGAAAAGUUUUUUCGAGGACAUGUUCGGCACACAUUUACAUCCGAAAGAUUACAAAUCCCAUUUAAAAUCCUCGAAAGAUAUGUGUCAUUGUGUCAGUCACACACCAAGAAAAAAAUCUAGUCAAUUAGUAAUCGGUAUUUUUUGUGUGAAGAAGUCCCGCAUAAAGUAUGCAAU